Messenger RNA from Vidua chalybeata, 7047 nucleotides. Its product is annotated as microtubule-actin cross-linking factor 1, isoforms 6/7-like. The coding region runs from base 95 to 6295 and encodes 2066 amino acids. Gene Ontology annotation, biological process: wound healing; hemidesmosome assembly; cytoplasmic microtubule organization. Gene Ontology annotation, molecular function: structural molecule activity; microtubule binding; calcium ion binding. The record is from RefSeq and is a predicted model, not a curated record. The transcript is spliced from 39 exons. Gene Ontology annotation, cellular component: focal adhesion; cytoplasm; membrane. NCBI's taxonomy places the organism in Eukaryota, Metazoa, Chordata, Aves, Passeriformes, Viduidae.
GGUAACGGCGGCGGCGGCGCCCCCGGCCCGGCCCCAUGGACGCCCGAAGUCGCCGAGGGGCCGGGAUUUGAGGCGGGGGCCCGGCGCCCGCGCCAUGGGGAAUUCGGUGAGUCGGCCCAGCUGCCUGGGCGAGAAGAGCCGGCGGCCGGAGGAGCUCCUGCGGGAGCCUGGGCUGGACGCGGGGCAGCCACCCGCCGGAGGCGGCACGGAGGCCUGGCCGGGGCUGCUGGAGAAGGCGCCGGUGCCGGUGGAGAACGGCUGGAGCCCGGUGCCCGGUGCCACCCGGAGCCGGCCGGGCAGCCCGGUGCUGAGGCGCAGCCAGUCCGAGGUGGCGGUGCAGAACGGGGGCGCAGCUGGAGUUCCGGUGAGGGGGCAGGUGGGGGGAGCAGCCUGGACCCCGCCCCGGGCCGGCGUUCCCCGCAGCACCUGGUCCUGGAAACCCGUCACCACCCGGGAGGUGACGGAGGUGACGGAGGUGACCGAGACCAUCGUGACGGAGAUCGUGGAGGUGACCGAGUACCCGGCGGGUGAGAAGGGUGGCGAGCCCGUGGUCACCCGGACGGUCACCGUGCUGACGGAGUGCAUGGGGGAGCUCACUGCUGUUGGCUGCGCCGGACACACGGAUGCCACCGAGGUGUCCUCACGGGCUGUCCCUGUCCCAGAGGAGGCAGCGGACCGGGGCCAGGAGACGCUGGAGCGGCUGCUGGCCUGGGUGGCCGACAUGGAGGAGUUGGUGAGCAACCAGAAGCCGCCGUCGGCGGAGGCGAAGGUGGUGAAGGCGCAGCUGGAGGAGCAGAAGCUCCUGAAGCGCCUGCUGGAGGAACGGAGGCCGCGUGUGGAGCUCGUCCUGCAGGACAGACUGACAGCACAGGGCGAGGCGGCGCCCGAGGGCAGUGCCGGCCUCCUCAGCCUCGGGGAGAGGUGGGACAAGCUGAUGCAGGAGGCUGAAGCCAGGUACGGCUGCCUGGAGCGGAUCCUGCCGGCAGCCCAGGGCUUCCAGGAGGCCGUAGACGCCUUCCAGGAGUGGCUCGGUGCCACAGAGCGGCAGCUGGCCCAGCUCUGGCGUGCCGACGGCUGUGUCGGCCGCGUGCAGGAUGCCCACCAGCAGACCCAGGCCCUCUGUGAGGAGAUCCGCGGGCGGCUGGGAGAGCUGGAUGGCGCCCUGGAGAGCGGGCAGCGGGUCCUGGAGCUGGUGACAGGGGAGGAGGCCCAGCUGACACAGGAGAAGAUGGAGUCCCUGAGGAUGCGGUACCUCAUCGUGGGCCAGAGCAGCGCUGACACCGCUCACCGGCUGGGGCAGACCCUGGAGGCCUCGUCUCGCCUGGGCACGGCCCCUGAGGACCUGGCGCUGUGGCUGAGCCGCAUGGAGAAGGAGCUGGGCGAGCAGGAGAGCCAGCAGGAUGGCCAGGAGCCCUCAGUCACUGCCAGUGACAGGGAGAAGUUUGAGCAGGUCCUGGAGUCCCAGCUCAGCCGUGUGGCUGGGCUGGCUGAGCGGCUGGAGGAGAUCGGCCGCGUGCAGCUGGAUGCUGAGGCUCUCCGCUCGCAGCUCUCCGAGCAGAAGCUGCUCUCCGCCGAGAUCCUGCAUUGCCGGGGCCUGGUUGAGCGUCUGCUGGGGUUCUCGGAGCCGCUGCUGCGCUGCUGCCCCGAGCCCCUGCGGCAGCGCCUGCAGCCGUCGGCGCAGGCGCUGCGGGAGCGCACGGAGCAGCUGUCCCUGCGCAGCGGCGCCUGUGCCGUGCAGCUGGAGCACGCCCAGUCCCUGCUCACCCAGUUCUCCGAGGCCCUGGAGGAGCUGCUGCCCUGGCUGGAGGAGACGCAGGCCCUGGGGGUGCAGCUCUCCCCCAACGCCAUCAGCUACGAGGCCUUCAAGGAGCAGCAGGCGCUGCUGCAGAGCCUGCGGGAGGCCAUCGCCGAGCACCGGCCGCUGGUGGGGAAGCUGCAGCGCGUGUCGGCGCAGCUGCUGGAGCUGAGCCCAGAGCAGGGAGCCCCGUUCCAGCGGCGCUGGCAGGAGGUGGAGGAGCAGUACGGCCACAUCCGCGAGCGUGUGCGCCAGGCAGCGGCUCUGCUGGAGGAUGCCCUGCCGCGAUACAGCCAGCUGUCGGAGCGCAUGGAUCUGCUGCUGGAGUGCCUGGAGCGGCUGCAGAGCCGGCUGCAGAGCCAGCCCCCCGUCCGCGGCGACGCGGCCCACUUGAGGGAGCAGAUCCGGGAGAACAGCCUGGCCCUGGGCGAGCUGGAGAAGCUCGGCGUGGCCCUGGAGGGCAUCCGUGCACAGGGCGAGGAGCUGCUGGCCACCAUGCAGGCGGUCAGCUCCGACGCCGCGGCCAGAGGGAUCCAGGAGCGCACGGCGCAGCUGCUGUCCCAGUGGGGCUGCCUGCGCGGCCGCUGCCAGGAGCGGGAGCGCUGGCUUCGGGAGCUGCUGGCACUGGCCGAGCGCUUCUGGCACGGCCUGUCUGAGCUGGCCGUGGCGCUCGGCGACACCCAGCAGCUGGUGCUGGGGCUGGAGGAGGCCGGUGGCGAGCCCGAGGCCAUCCGCACGCGGCUGCGCACCAUGCAGGCGCUGCGGGAGGAGAUCGACGCGCUGCAGGGCGAGCUGGACACGCUGGGCAGCCUGGGCGUGGAGCUGAUGGCGUCCUGCGGGGACCCCGACAAGCCCGAUGUCACCAAGAGCCUGGACGAUCUCUACUCCUCCUGGCACAGCCUGAGCCGGGUGUGGACGGAGCGGAACGGGCGCCUCGAGGAGCAGCUCCAGGCCGCCCUCAGCUACCAGGACACCAUGCAGCGGCUGCUGGAGUGGCUGGAUGCAGCCGAGCUGCGCAUCGCCGAGGAGUUCCUGGUGGGAGGCGACCUGGACAUGGUGCAGCAGCAGCUGGCGGAGCUCAAGGAGUUCAAGCGGGAGCUGUACCAGUGCAAGGUGGAUGUGGAGAGCCUGCGGCACCAGGGGGGCACGGGGCAGGGGGACCCCCCGGCCGCGCUCAGCGACUUCCGCCAGCGCUGGGACCACCUGGAGGAGGAGAUCGUCAGCCGGCAGCACCAGCUGGAGGCAGCGCUGCUGGGGCUGGGGCAGUUCCAGCACCAGCUGGCCGAGCUGCUGCAGUGGCUGAGCCGCACCGGGGAGCAGCUGCGCGGCCCCGCGCCCCUGCGGCCCGACCUGCAGAGCUGCGAGAUCGAGCUGGCCAAGCACAAGGUGCUGCGCACGGACGUGAUGUCCCACGCCCGCACGGUGCAGUCGGUGACCGAGGCUGGGCAGGGGCUGCUGCUCUCCAGCCUGGGGGAGAGCGUGGAGGGGCUGCAGCGCAGCCUGCAGCAGCUGGAGCAGCACUGGGACCUGGUGCGCAGCGAGACCGAGAGCCGGCAGCUGGAGCUGGAGAACAACCUCAGCCAGGUGCAGGACAUCACGCUGGAGAUCACGGAGCUGCUGCAGUGGCUGGAGCAGGUGGAGCUGCAGCUCUUCUGCUCCAAGCCGGCCUGGGGCCACCCGGAUGUCACCAAAGAGAAGCUCAACGCGCACUUGGAGCUGUGCCGGGAGCUGGAGGCGCGGGCCGUGACCUACCGGGGGCUGCGGGAGCGGCUGCAGCGGCUGCUGGACUCGUGCCGCGCCGGCCGGCCCUGCAGCACCGAGCACAGCCUGCGGCUCCUGGAGCAGAAGUGGGAGAGCGUCCAGGCCGAGGCCCAGGAGAGGAAGGAGCGCCUGGCCGAGGGGCUGACGGUCACCACCGAGUUCCACGGCUCCGCGCAGGAGCUGCUGCGCUGGGUGGCGCACGCCGAAGAGCUGCUGGGGUCCCCCGCGCCCCCCAGCUUCGUCCUGGACACCGUCACCGCCCAGAUCCAGGAGCACAAGGCCCUGGUGAAGGAGGCGAACGCCCACGGGGAGAAGCUGGGCGGGCUGGAGGCCGUGGCCGCGCGCCUGAAGGAUUUCAGCCGCAAGCAGGACGGGGCCGUCAUCCAGAACCUGGUGCUGGCGGCCCGGGAGCGGCUGGGCAAGGUCCUGCAGCGGGCGGCCGAGCGCGGGGCCGUGCUGGAGGAGGCCCGAAAACGCAGCAAGCAGUUCAGCGAGUCCCGGCGGCUGCUCCUGGACUGGAUGGACGAGGUGGAGCAGAGCCUGGAGGUGCCGCAGGACGCCGCCACCAGCCAGGAGGAGAUCAAGUGCCAGCUGGCUGAGCACAAGGCAUUCCAGAAGCUGCUGCGGGCCAAGCGGCCGGUGUACGAGGCCACGCUGCGGAGCGGGCGGGCGCUGCGGGAGGGGGCGCGGCUGCCCCAGGACCUGCAGCCGCUGGAGGAGCUGCUGGGGGAGCUGAAGGAGCGCUGGGAUGCGCUGUGCAGCCACGCCGCGGAGAGGCAGCACAAGCUGGAGGAGAGCCUGCUCUUCUCGGGCAAGUUCACGGACGCGCUGCAGGCCCUCAUGGACUGGCUGUACCGCGCCGAGCCGCAGCUCAGCGAGGACGUGCCCGUCGGAGGGGACCGCGACCUGGUCGGGGACCUGAUGGACAAGCACAAGGUGUUCCAGAAGGAGCUGGGCAAGCGUGCCAGCUGCAUCAAGACGCUGAAGCGCUCGGUGCGGGACCUGACGCGCGGCAGCAGCAGCGUGGACUCGCAGUGGCUGCAGCGGCAGGUGGAGGAGCUCAGCACCCGCUGGGACCUGGUCUGCAAGCUCUCCCUGUCCAAGCAGGCCCGGCUGGAGGCUGCGCUGCGGCAGGCGGAGGAGUUCCACAGCCUGGUGCACUCCUUCCUGGGGCGCCUGACCGAGUCGGAGAAGACCCUCAAGUACGGAGUGUUCCCCGAGGAGGAGGCGGCCGUGCAGGAGUGCCAGGCCCAGCUGCAGGAGCUGAUGCAGUCCUUGCAGUGCCAGCAGCUGGAGCUGGAGUGCAUCACCUCGCUGGGGGAGGAGAUCCUCACCACCUGCCACCCCGACUCCAUCAUCACCAUCAAAUCCUGGGUCACGGUCGCCAAGAGCCGCUUCCAGGAGGUGCUGAGCUGGGCGCAGCAGCAGGGCGAGCGGCUGCGGGCGCAGGCGGCCGCGCUGGCGGCCGAGCGGGAGGAGACGGCGCAGCUGCUGGACUGGAUCACGGCGGCCGAGGAGGCGCUGGGGCUGCGGGACCAGGAGCCGCUGCCGGAGGAGGCCGAGCCGCUGGAGGAGCUCAGCGCCCAGCACGCGGUGUUCAUGGAGGAGCUGAACCGCAAGCAGCCUGACGUGGAGAAGGUGACCAAGAGCUGCAAGCGGAAGCUGGCGGUGGAUCUGGGCCCCCCGGCCACCCGCCGACUGGCCACACGUCGCCGCAGCGGCGGGAAAGCGCAGGGCACGGCGGCGGUGCCGCUCGGGGGGCUGGAGCCCCAGACGCCCCUCAUGGCCCAGCUCCUGCACCGCUGGCAGCAGCUCUGGCUGCUGGCCCUGGACCGGCAGUACCGGCUGGAGACGGCCCUGCAGCGCCUGCGGGAGCUGGAGGAGUUCGCGCACUUUGACUUCGGGGUCUGGAGGAAGCGCUACAUGCAGUGGAUCAGCCAGAUGAAGUCCCGCGUCCUGGACGUUUUCCGCGGCAUCGACAGGGACCAGGACGGGCGCAUCAGCCAGCGGGAAUUCAUCGAGAGCGUCCUUGCCUCCAAGUUCCCCACCAACGUCCUGGAGAUGAAUGCCGUGGCCACCAUCUUCGACAUGAACGGCGACGGCUUCAUCGACUACUACGAGUUCGUCAGCGCUCUGCACCCCAACCGGGACCCGCUGCGCCGCUCCGCCGACGCCGAUCAGAUCCAGGACGAGGUGAACAGGCAAGUGGCCCAGUGCAACUGCGCCAAGCGCUUCCAGGUGGAGCAGAUCAGCGCCAACAGGUACCGGUUCGGGGAGUCCCAGCAGCUGCGGAUGGUGCGGAUCCUGCGCAGCACCCUCAUGGUGCGGGUGGGUGGGGGCUGGAUCGCCCUGGACGAGUUCCUGGUGAAGAACGACCCCUGCAGAGUGAAGGGAAGGACCAACCUGAAGAUCAACGAGAAGUACCUGUCCUCAGACGUCUUCGGAGCCGCCGCCAGGUGUGCCGGGAACCAGUCGGCCGCCUCCUCCAAAGUGCUGUCCCCGAGCCGCUCCAACUCCAGCCUCAGCCUCUACAGCAGCGCCUCGGCCCCCAGCAGCCCCCUGGCCAGGAAGUCGGUGCUGCGGAGGACGCGCUCCGGGGACCGGUGUCCGCGCUCCCGGGGCUCGGGACUGCCCGACGGAGCCGAGCUGCAGUUCAGCGCGGCUGAGGAGAGCCUGGCUGUGGCACCGCCAGAGCCGCCCGAAGGGUCCCCUCCGGAGCGCUGCAGCCCCUGCCGCUGACCCCCGCGCCCGCCCUGCGCCCAGCACCCUCGGCCGGCCCCACUCAGGACCCUCCUCCACGGGGCUGGAGGACGGCGAAGCCGCGGCCGCGCCCCCCGCGGGUCUCCGGCCCGGCGCUGCGGCCCCCCGAGCGGGGCUGAGCUGUACGCCCGUCACCGACCCCGCCGGCGCCCGUUCCAGAGGAUAUGCAAGUAUCUCCCGACACUCACCAAGCCCCCGGGCUCUGGUCUCACGCCCCACGGCUCCAGCGGGCAGCCCCGGUGCCCCGCUCCGAGUGCCCGGGGCUGCGGGACCGGCCGGGCACCCCCUGCCCUUCUCCCGUGCCGCCAGCUCAGGGUGGCUGCGGUACCCCCGGCAUCCGGCGCUGCUGACGGGGGUGUCCCCAUCGUGCCUCCCAUGCCCCGGCGGGAAGUGGCCGGGCUCGGUACCCGGGCACCGGGCCCCCUGGCCGGAUGCCGAGCCCCGUUUCUGGUGCUAACCCUCACCCCUCGGCCUUCGGUGCGUGCGCUCGGGCCCCCGGCUCUGGCCGCCCCCUGUCCCGGCGGGGCCCGGGGCCGCCACGGGCGGGGGUCCCUGGCGCUGCACUCCCGUCCUGCCGGCGGCACCGGCGGGCAGCGGGACCCCCGCCCUGCUGACGCAUGCUCGUGCCACCGUGCCACCCCCGCUAACCGGACAGCAGUAGAGCUGAAUGUAACCCCGGCCGGGCCCACCCGCCGCCACAAUAAACCGUAGUGAGGUUCCUUUUUCUACGA